This is a messenger RNA of Penicillium cataractarum, 3144 nucleotides long. RefSeq names its product linker nucleoporin NIC96 (gene nic96). The record is from RefSeq and is a predicted model, not a curated record. Gene Ontology annotation, biological process: poly(A)+ mRNA export from nucleus; protein import into nucleus. Lineage: Eukaryota; Fungi; Ascomycota; Eurotiomycetes; Eurotiales; Aspergillaceae. The transcript is spliced from 5 exons. Gene Ontology annotation, cellular component: nuclear pore. Gene Ontology annotation, molecular function: structural constituent of nuclear pore. The coding region runs from base 1 to 3144 and encodes 1047 amino acids.
AUGACUUCAAACACGGGCUCUUUAUUUGGAGGAGCCGGGUUCGGGUCUACAGCAAACAAACCCGGAAGCAUGUUCGGCUCAACCACCAACGCGACCAGUGCCUUUGGAAACACCUCAACUGCGCCGGCGCCGAGUGCACCAACUUCUUCCUUGUUCGGUCAAAGCCAGGCCCAGCCCCAGCAACCAGCGCAACCCUCUCUACUCGGUCAGCCUCAGCCGCAGGCCAGCAGCGGACAAGCCCCAGUACAACCUUCGACUCAAGGAACCCAGCCUGCCUUCUUCAACAGUCUCCUGGAACGUGGGAAGAAGCGACCACUCUCUGCGACUGUGCAGAGCGGCAACUUUGAAGACGUUCCCAGUCUGCAAUUGGGCCUCGAUGACAUCCGGAGAAAGGCGAGGGAACUAGGUACACCUGGAACGAAGGAUACCCUUCAGAAUGGCACAGCUACCAAGGCUCAUUAUCUCCUCGCCUCCUCCGGCGUUUCCCCUGGGCGGGCGUUGCGCGACCUCAGGUCUCUCGACCCUCAAGCUUCUAUGGCCCCGGUGCGAGAAAUCGACAGCUUCGACCCUGAUAACCAGCGGUUUUUAAGAAACAUCCAGCAGCGUGGGCGGCAGGUGAUGAUCAACGAGAGUCUUUCUCGCGCGCAAAGAGACUUUGACACGUUCUUGGAAGAGAAGGUGGACAUGGACUGGGAAGAACAGCGCCAGAAGAUUUUCCAGCACUUUGGACUGUCACAGAAAGAUGCAUCUGGUGCUGGUGAUCUGAAGUCGACCAUGCGUGGUGCCUUUGGCCGAUCCGCCAGACAAUCCAAGCAAGCCGGCGGCCCUGCGGCUGCAUCCCGCCGAAGUGUCUUUGGCCGUUCUGGUCUGGACAAGUCUGUCAUCGGAACGCCUGGCACCGGCCUUGCUAGUCGCCAGCUUUUCGAAGACCCCGCGGAACGAAGCGAAGGACCUGCCACUUCCUCGCCUGAUCUCCGCUUCUUGCGGGAGAAGAUGGGUCACUACGCUGAGAAGGUUCAAGAUUUGAAUCUUGCUCGGCUCCAGGGCAAGACAUAUCCCAUUCUGCACCACUUUUCGGAAGUCGAAAUGCAUGCCGGCGGCGAUGUCCCUCAGCAGCUUUUGGCUGCGUACCGGGCUUUGACGACUAUUGUCAAAGAGAACCCCAGCAUCACUGACAAGACUGACCCCGGCGCGGUGAGAGAACGACAGUUUGCGGUUGACUACCUAGAGGAGUCAGUCAAGUCCCGCAACUCGGCCAACCUGAAGAACAAGAUCCUUGAAGGCUCAAGAAAUUUCCUCGAGAAGUCAUUCUACAGCGAAGUGGAAAACGCCAUCGCCAAAAAUCCACGUGAAGCUCAAUUGGGUGGUAUUCCGAGCACUAUCAACAAGAUUCGAGCAUACAUUCGCCUCCGCGCCGCGAGGAAAGACUUGGCCCCCGAUGGAACCGAACUCCAAAUGGUUGGCGAUGAUUAUUGCUGGAUUCUAAUCUUCUACCUGCUUCGUUGUGGCUUUGUUGAGGAGGCAGCUGCCUAUGCAACCACUGAUCAUGGCUUCCGGUCUCUGGAUCACAAGUUCGUGACAUAUCUGACGACUUACGUGCAAGAUCGGCGACUUCAGCGAGAUAUGCAGCAAAGAAUCAAUGGCGAGUACCAGCAACGACUGCGGAAUGCGCCAGAGGGCUCAAUCGACCCCUAUCGAAUGGCUUGCUAUAAGAUUAUUGGCCGCUGUGACCUGUCCCGCCGUCGUCUGGAGGGUAUCAACCAGAGUGUCGAAGACUGGAUGUGGCUGCAGUUCACUCUCGCUCGUGAAGAUGACCGUGCCGAGGAGGUAGCAGGCGACGUCUUUGGUCUGGAGGAUAUCCAGACGGAUAUCGCUGAGAUUGGACAGAGAGUCUUCACAAAGGGCCAGGGCCAGGAUGCCCCCGGCGGCUAUGGAACGUUCUUCCUCCUCCAGAUCCUGGGAGGCAUGUUCGAGCAGGCCGUGGCUUAUCUCGGCACUUACGCUCCAGUGACUGCCGUUCACUUUGCCAUCGCGUUGGCUUACUAUGGCUUGCUGCGCGUGUCCGACUUUUACACUUCAGGGGAAGAGAUCCUGUCCUUCACCGUGAAGCAAUACCCCCAGAUCAAUUUCGGAUACCUCAUCACCCAGUACACUCGGGAAUUCCGAACUGGAUACGUUGAAGCUGCCAUUGAUUACUUCACCCUGAUCUGCCUCAAUGCAGACCUUGGGGGUGCUCUCGGCAAGUCUCAGUCGUCAGUGUGCCACGAAGCUCUUCGUGAGUUCAUCCUUGAGACCAGAGACUUUGCCAAGUUGCUAGGUGAUAUUCGCGAUGAUGGCACCCGAAUCAAGGGUAUCAUUGAGCAACGCCUGGGUUUGAUCAAUCUAGCCGACCAGGAGGAUUUCCUGAAGAACAUCACGAUCCAAGCUGCCGGCGUAGCAGACGACAAGGGCCUGAUCACCGAUGCGGUCCUUUUGUAUCACUUGGCAGAGAACUACGAUCGUGUCAUUGAUAUCAUCAACCGUGCCCUGUCGGACGCGAUCUCGAUUGAGUUGGGAGGAACCAUGCCCAAGUUGCAGCCCCUCCGCCCACGACUUCAGGAGGGCCAGCCCGGUCCCAUCGACCCGGGCAGCAGCCUCAGCUUGACAUCUGUUGACGACCCGGUCGAGCUUGGCAAGACCAUGAUCAGCCUUUACGAUGGGAAGCCGAUGUACUAUGAACAGAUCCGUCCUAUUAACCGCGAUUCCUGUGGCCUUCUUCUCCGCAUGUUGACAGCCAAGCAUGAAGUUGAGGCCGGCCGAUGGGCACCCGCACUCGAUUGCAUCAACGCAUUGGGCAUUCUACCUCUGCAGGCCCAGGGCGUCAUGCAAAAGGUCCGCAGCGCUGCUCAGGCUUUCUCGUCCUUGCCGGAGAUCAUUUCGCGCAACAUUGGACAUGUCAUCAUGUGGAGCAUUGCGUGUAUCGGAAAUGAGCGACGCCGUCAGACUAGCGGUCCGUACGAGACGGAGAUGCACCAAGGAUUUGCGGACCAGCUGUUGGUCAUGGCCAAGGAUCUGAUGAUCUUCUCUGGUAUGGUCAAGUAUAAGCUGCCCCCCAAGGUUUACGAGGCUCUUGCUCGUGCUGGAGCAGACAUUGGCGCGUACUAG